Molecule: messenger RNA, 966 nt
Organism: Punctularia strigosozonata HHB-11173 SS5
Lineage: Eukaryota; Fungi; Basidiomycota; Agaricomycetes; Corticiales; Punctulariaceae
Product: S-adenosyl-L-methionine-dependent methyltransferase
Exons: 8
Coding region: 1-966 (321 amino acids)
Molecular function (GO): methyltransferase activity
Source: RefSeq, a predicted model, not a curated record
AUGUCCAUCACCAGUACAGACCUCGCACAGGCAUUCAAGCAACAGCAUGGACGCGUCCUGAACGCAAUCUCGGAGGUUUACAGCUUGCCCGCUGACGAGCAGGAGUUUGAACGAUUGGACCGGCAGCAUCGUAUGUUCAUCGAGAUCAUGGGCAGAUAUCCUCCGCCCUUGCCUUCAAUACUGGCGCACGAGGAAUUUGGACCCACGAAGUCUGCGUUGGAUGUGGGUUGUGGCAACGGAUCUUGGGCAAUACAAGUGGCCAGCGACUUUCCAUUGUGCAACGUAGUGGCGCUGGAUCUGAUCCCCAUGCAAGCUGAGAGAAUGCCGCCGAACCUCAGGAGCGAAGUCGACGAUGUUAAUUUGGACAUGGGACAUUAUUAUGGAGAGUUUGAUGUUGUGCAUGCGAGGUUGGUUGGGACUGGGAUUCGAAACUAUCCCGAAUUUAUUGAUCAAUGCUCGCUCAUGCUCCGCCCCGGUGGCUUAAUUGACCUCCUGGAGAUUGAUUACCUCGUGUAUGGCCUCGACCAAAAACCGAUAUUAGCACCUGGAUGGAAUACGAUUGAAGCUCCUUACUUGCCACGUUGGAGCCACUAUCUGGAAAACGCUAUCCGAGCCAGAGGCGGGACGGCGCCCGCUUCCCAUUUACUCGAAGGCUUGAUCUACAAUCAUCCGAAGUUCAUGGAUAUGACCUACCACUGCUACUGGGUUCCAAUCGCUCCAUGGCACUAUCGCAUAGCAGGUCUCAAUCUUUCCGACUCGGAAGUACAGCGGCAGAUGCGUAUCGCAACCAUGAUGCGCGAUGACAUGCUGGAGCUUCUUCAGUCCGCUCGUCCUUUACUGCUGAAUAGCGGGUUAGAGCCUGAGCUAGUCUCUGAGCUCGAAGAAGGAUCUCGGCGCGAGCUUACAGAAGCACUCUAUCCAGCGUAUUUCUGCAUCCGGACUGUUCACGCGCGGCGUGCACCAUGA